GCCGCGGGCCGGCCCCCUCGCAUCUCAUUAGCAUAGAUUAACGCUGGGGGAGCUCGAGUGCAGGUGCAGCGCCUGCGAGAGGGAGCAAGAGCGAGAGACCGGCAGAGGGAAAAGCGAGCAAAGCGGCGCGAUGCGUUCGGCAGGGAGCGGCGGCAGGCAUUCGCCUUUGGUGGCCGCGGCGGGGAUUUUGCUGCUCUGCGUUGCCGGCAGAGCCAGAGCUCAGGAGGUCCAAGCUGAGAAUGUGACGGUGGCGGAAGGUGGCCAGGCCGAGAUCAACUGCAAAUUGCACCAGUACGACGGCUCCAUAGUGGUGAUCCAGAACCCAUCCCGCCAGACGCUCUUCUUCAACGGCACACGGGCCCUGAAGGACGAGCGGUUCCAGCUGGUGGAGUUCACCCAGAAGCAAGUCCGUAUCGUGCUCUCCAACGCCCGUCUGGAAGAUGAGGGUGGCUACUUCUGCCAGCUCUAUACAGAAGACACGCACCACCAGAUCGCCAUCCUUACUGUGCUGGUGCCCCCUGACAACCCCUUGGUGGAGGUGAAAGAACAGGCGGUGGAAGGAGGAGAAGUUGAACUCACCUGCAGCAUCCCCAGGUCACGCCCUGCUGCCACCCUGCGCUGGUACCGGGAUCGAAGAGAACUAAGAGGAAUAAGCAGCAAACAAGAGAAUGGGAAAGUGUUCAGCAUUACCAAUGUGGUGCGCUUCCGAGUAGAGCGCAAGGACCAUAGCAGCAUCGUGACAUGCGAGGCCACCCACCCUGCACUGCGUGGGCAGCGGAAGCAGACGCAGUACGUGCUAGAUGUACAGUACUCACCCACAGCAAGGAUCCAUCCGCCUCAGGGGGUGAUGCGGGAAGGAGACACUUUAGUUCUGACUUGUGCCGUCAAUGGCAACCCACUCCCCACGGAUAUCAAAUGGAGCCGAGCAAAUGACUCCUUGCCUGAACGGGCCCUGAUAGAGGGCGAGGUGCUGACCAUCCCCAGCCUCAGCAUGCUGGAUAACGGUACCUACUUGUGCCAGGUGGCCAACAAGCAUGGGCGCUCAUCGGACCAAUAUGUGCUGGUGGUUUACGACCCCGGGGCUAUCGUGGAGGCCCAGACUUCAGUGCCCUAUGCCAUUGUUGGGGGCAUCCUGGCUCUCCUUGUCUUCCUCGUCAUCUGCGUGCUUAUAGUCAUGGUGUGGUGCUCCAUCCGGCAGAAGGGCUCCUACCUGACGCACGAAGCAAGCGGCCUGGACGAGCAUGGAGAAGCCCGCGAGGCCUUCCUCAAUGGUGGCGAUGGCCAUAAACGCAAGGAGGAAUUCUUCAUCUAAGCCGCAGAGAGGG
Molecule: messenger RNA, 1325 nt
Organism: Rhineura floridana
Lineage: Eukaryota; Metazoa; Chordata; Lepidosauria; Squamata; Rhineuridae
Gene: CADM4
Product: cell adhesion molecule 4
Exons: 9
Coding region: 131-1312 (393 amino acids)
Biological process (GO): regulation of Rac protein signal transduction; regulation of wound healing; negative regulation of peptidyl-tyrosine phosphorylation
Cellular component (GO): cell-cell contact zone
Molecular function (GO): vascular endothelial growth factor receptor 2 binding
Source: RefSeq, a predicted model, not a curated record